AUGUCCAAUCUAACAUCUGUGCAAAAGAAAUGUGGCAAAUGUGAGAAGGUUGUGUAUCCAACAGAAGAAUUGAAAUGUUUAGAUAAGUUUUGGCAUAAGGCUUGUUUCAAAUGCAGUGUCUGUGGCAUGACAUUGAAUGUUAAAAAUGUGAAGGGCUACGAAAAAUUACCAUAUUGUAAUGUUCAUUACCCACAACAAAAGCCAACCGUGGUAGUCGACAAUCCAGAAAUGCAAAGAAUAAAACAACUGACUGAUAUUCAAAGCAAUGUUAAAUAUCAUGAAGAUUUUAAUAAAAAUAAAGGCAAAUUUACUGCUGUAUCCGAUGAUCCAGCAACAAUUCGAGCUAAAGAACAUCAACGCGUUGUCAGUCAAGCCGAAUACACAGGAAAACGAAAAGAUAGUUCAACGCAAUUAAUUCAUGACAAUCAGCAACAACAUCAUCCGCAUCAAACAUCUCAACAACAGUCAGUACAUCAUUAUCCAGUUUCUUCUCUUUACCAGAAUGGAAAAGGCGGAGGUGAUAGUACUGCAUCAGUAGGAAGAGUCGCUGACUAUGACCCAUUAAAUGAUGAUCGUGGUUCGUUGAUGAGAGGGUAUGAACCAACAUCGAAAGCAUUACACGCUACAAAAUUUGAACCGCAAGGUACAAACAAAAACAGCGUCUAUCAUCCAACAAUGAUAUCAUCUUCAAAUAUUAAUUCUGAGAACGGUGGCAGACAUCAGCAAAAAUAUCAGGAUUCGCAUCAAUAUCAACAACAGAAUAAUAGUAACAAUAAUCAUCAUCAUCAUGAACAAAAAUAUGAUCACGAAGAAGAGCAUCAUCAUCAUUCAGGAAACUCCCAUGUUGGUGGACCACCUUCUAAUAUGAAAGUUCGUGCAUUAUACAAUUAUGAAGCAACGGAAAGUGAUGAAAUAUCAUUUAAUGAAGGUGAUCUUAUUGUUGAAUGCGAAGAAAUUGAUGCUGGCUGGAUGGUUGGCAAACAUAAUGAAACAAAAAUUAAAGGUUUAUUACCAUCAAAUUAUGUUGAAAUUAUUGAAUGA
This is a messenger RNA of Didymodactylos carnosus, 1041 nucleotides long. The record is from the annotation of a GenBank genome assembly. Lineage: Eukaryota; Metazoa; Rotifera; Eurotatoria; Philodinida; Philodinidae.